This is a messenger RNA of Arachis stenosperma, 522 nucleotides long. RefSeq lists its product as uncharacterized. Bases 1 to 522 code for a protein of 173 amino acids. The transcript has a single exon. Lineage: Eukaryota; Viridiplantae; Streptophyta; Magnoliopsida; Fabales; Fabaceae. The record is from RefSeq and is a predicted model, not a curated record. Gene Ontology annotation, molecular function: zinc ion binding.
AUGGCCAUAGAAUUCAACUUGAAGCACGUGAACACUAUGAAUGUUUACCAGUUUGAUCAGUCCAAGACAAACUUCACGGUUGAAGAGUUAGCGGCAGUUCCGGGAUCCAGGCAACAAAAUUAUCAGGUGCUGCUUGAUGAGCGCAAGUGUGAUUGUGGGUAUUUUCAGGCUCUUCAUAUUCAUUGUCGUCACGUGCUUGCAGCUUGCUCUCAUGCAAGACUUGAUUGGAAGCGGUUUGUUCACCCUGUGUACCACAUGGAAUCGGUCUUUAAUAUUUACAGAUCAGAGUUUCGACCGAUAGGACAUGAAGAUGACUGGCCAUCGUAUGACGGUCCCAGAAUCCAUCCCAAACAUCAGACGAUGAGAGUGCAGAGAGGUCGGCCCGUGAGCUCCAGAAUUCGUAACAACAUGGAUGACGUUAAGCAUAACGGGGAGAAGCAGUGCGGAUUGUGUCGCCAAAGUAGGCACACGCGGAGGACUUGCACCGCUCUUGGUGGUGGAGGGGCAUCUUCUAGUCGAUGA